UGUGUCUUCUCAGGACUCUCCAUCUAGAUUCCAGGUGAGGGUACGGAGGGCUCAAAGUGCCCAUAUAGCGGAGAGUGGGGCCUUUAAUUGUAACAAAAAAAGAGUAAGAUGUCAUGACUGUCAUGAUUGGACAAAUGAAGAUGAGGAUGAACAGUCCUGUGAGGAUGAACACAUUUAUCAUCGUAUGCAGCUGCCUUUGUCUCACUUUAACUGGAGCCUCGGAAACAGAGCGGAGGCUCCAUCAGAAGCUCUUUGAGAACUACAACAUGAAAGUCAGACCAGCUCGUUACUGGGAGGAGAAGGUGAUGGUUCGAGUGGGGAUGACGCUCUCUCAGCUUGUCAGCUUGAAUGAGAAGAAUGAAGAGAUGACAACCAAUGUGUUCAUGAAUCUGGCAUGGUCAGACUACAGGUUGUCAUGGAAUCCACAGGACUAUGACAACAUUGAUGUUUUGAGGAUUCCUCCCAACAAAGUGUGGCGUCCUGACGUCUAUCUCAUAAACAAUAAUGACGGUCAGUUUGACGUGGCUCUCUACGUCAACGUCUUGGUUUACAGUGAUGGGACAGUCAACUGGCUCCCCCCAGCCAUCUACCGCAGCUCCUGCUCUAUAGAGGUGUCGUACUUCCCGUUCGACUGGCAGAACUGCAGCAUGAUUUUCCGCUCGUACACCUACGAUGCCUCCGAGGUGGAACUGCAGUACUUCCUGGAUGAUGAUGGCCGAGAGAUCCAAGAGAUUGUUAUAGAUGAGAACGCUUUCACUGAAAAUGGAGAAUGGGCCAUCUGUCACAAACCGUCGAGAAAAAACAUUAAGGAGGACCUGUAUGAGGACAUCACCUUCUACCUCAUCAUACAGAGGAAGCCUCUUUUCUAUAUCAUCAACAUAAUCGUGCCCUGCAUCCUCACCAGCGUGUUGGCUAUAUUUGUCUUCUACCUGCCUCCUGGAGCAGGAGAGAAGAUGACUCUCUCCAUUUCUGUCCUCAUCGCUCUGACUGUCUUCAUGCUUCUGCUGGCUGACAAGGUCCCAGAGACUUCCCUGGGCAUCCCAAUUAUUGUCAACUACGUCCUGUUCACCAUGAUCCUGGUCACUUUCUCUGUCAUCCUAAGCGUAGUUGUCCUCAAUCUGCACCACCGAACACCCAGCACGCACAUCAUGCCAAACUGGGUUCGAAAGGUAUUCAUUCACUUCCUGCCCAAGUACAUCGGCAUGACAAGGCCAAACCCAGAGGAACCUCUGUUGAAGGAGGAGUCUAGUGAUGACACGCCCAUCCAAAGCUUCAAUGGCAGGCAGCCUGGAGGAGAGUACUUCUUUCGCAAGAUCAACCCUGAUCUCGUCAUACCCUGGAGAGGAAGGUGUGAGAGCACAGUGCAGCUCCAGCGGCUCCCGGACACUGACAGCUACUGUCUGAUCCUCCCUCCCAACCUGAAGUCAGCCAUCGCCUCCAUCACAUACAUGGCCGAGCAGCUGAAGAAGCAGGACACGGACGACACAAUGACAGGAGACUGGCAGUUCAUCGCCCUGGUGGUGGACCGUCUCUUCCUGUGGUUGUUUGUCAUCAUCACCACCCUCGGCACCCUGGCCAUGGUUCUUGGAUGCAGUUUCAAUAUAACUGCGACCCUUCCCAUUAAAGACAAACAACCACAACCAGACCUGGGUGGAAAAGCAGCCAAGAGGACAUCAGAUAAAUCAGGUUACCAGUGGCAACAGCACUGGACUUCCUCCUCCAUUGCCACUCAGGUGCUAAGCUGA
Messenger RNA from Morone saxatilis (striped sea-bass), 1745 nucleotides. RefSeq names its product cholinergic receptor, nicotinic, beta 1 (muscle) like (gene chrnb1l). The transcript is spliced from 13 exons. Gene Ontology annotation, biological process: monoatomic ion transmembrane transport; signal transduction; nervous system process. NCBI's taxonomy places the organism in Eukaryota, Metazoa, Chordata, Actinopteri, Moronidae. Gene Ontology annotation, molecular function: transmembrane signaling receptor activity; acetylcholine-gated monoatomic cation-selective channel activity. The record is from RefSeq and is a predicted model, not a curated record. Gene Ontology annotation, cellular component: postsynaptic membrane; synapse; neuron projection. Bases 114 to 1745 code for a protein of 543 amino acids.